GUUUACUUCUCUGUGCAAAUAAUCUGUAAAUAGAGAAUUUGAUGCACUUAAAACUUAAAAGAAAUAAUAAAAUAAAAUAAUUUAAAAAUAUAGUUUUCUAUCAAGCAAAACAAAGUGACAUAUUUUUUAAUUUUUCUAAAUUCAUCAUUUGGAUGAGUCAAUUUUGUAUUUCUCUGUAUUCUAAAAAAAACGACAAAAAAAAUAUUAAAAAACUCAGCUUACUGUGAAAAUUCUGCUUUUUUAUUUUUGGGAUCUUGAGAUUUGAUCUGAUCCAGUGAAGACAACUGGAGGAUCACUGUGUCUGUAUGACUUCCAGAUAUCACGCCCUCCUCAUGUCUGAUUACCUGCUUCAGAUGCAGAAUGCUGGUCUGCUGUCAGUCCUGGUCCUGGUUCCUCAGCUGGUCGGCGGUCUUCCUGGGGUUCCUCCUGUGGACUGCAGUGAUAUCUACGAGCAGGACAACAGCAGACCCAGUGGAGUUUACACCGUCUAUCCUGUAGAAGACACAUAUGGUGUCCAGGUGUUCUGUGACAUGGAUUCCCUCGGAGGACAGUGGAUGGUCUUCCAGAGGAGGAUGGACGGUUCUUUGAACUUCUACAGACCCUGGGAUUAUUACAGGACGGGUUUUGGUUCUGCUGAUGGAGAGAUCUGGCUCGGUCUGGAGAAUCUCUUCCAGCUCUGUUUGAGGAAGAAAUACGAGCUGCUGGUCGACAUGGAAGACUUUGAAGGAAACAAGGCGUACGCUCGCUACUCCUCCUUCUCUGUUGGUCCAGAGACUGAAGGAUACAAACUGGAGGUGACGGGAUUCACCGAUGGAGGAGCAGGAGACUCUCUGGCUCACCACAAUGGAAUGAAGUUCUCCACCUUUGACAAAGACCAGGACAAGUCAGUUAAAAACUGUGCUGAAUUAUCUUUAGGGGCGUUCUGGUAUGAACAGUGUUACUAUACAAACCCGAACGGCGUUUAUCGCUGGGGGAGAGAUCCUUCACUUCAUGGAAUUGGGGUGGAUUGGUACACCUGGAGGGACUAUAACAAUUCUCUGAAGAGCAUCAGCUUUAAGAUCCGUCCUGUGAAAUAAUUAUUUUGGAUAAACAUACAAUAAUAAUCUGUUGAAUCAUUGAAUCACAAACUGACCUAACUCUGAAAACAACUGUGAUUGAGAACAGCUAGAAAUUUAAUUAAAGUUUGAUUUCCAAUUGUUUUUCCUGCUAUCAAUAAAGAAGAAGCAAAGCA
Messenger RNA from Oryzias melastigma (Indian medaka), 1231 nucleotides. RefSeq names its product microfibril-associated glycoprotein 4. The transcript has 6 exons. Lineage: Eukaryota; Metazoa; Chordata; Actinopteri; Beloniformes; Adrianichthyidae. The coding region runs from base 306 to 1076 and encodes 256 amino acids. Gene Ontology annotation, biological process: elastic fiber assembly. The record is from RefSeq and is a predicted model, not a curated record.